Salvia hispanica is the source of this 723-nucleotide messenger RNA. It is a transcript of the gene ERF12, whose product is annotated as ERF domain protein 12. The record is from RefSeq and is a predicted model, not a curated record. Gene Ontology annotation, biological process: regulation of DNA-templated transcription. Gene Ontology annotation, molecular function: DNA-binding transcription factor activity; DNA binding. NCBI's taxonomy places the organism in Eukaryota, Viridiplantae, Streptophyta, Magnoliopsida, Lamiales, Lamiaceae.
GGGACCCACCCCCAAAACACACAAACACGCACCACAUAACAUAACUCUCCUCUUCAGCUUCAUAAUAAACCCAGCAGUUGCGUCACUCACUUUCUCUCUCUACUUCUCCUCUCUUCUCUUCAUCGCCAUGGCUUCCACGCGCGAGGGCCACUACAGAGGCGUCCGGAAGCGCCCGUGGGGCCGCUACGCCGCCGAAAUCCGCGACCCCUGGAAGAAGACACGAGUCUGGCUCGGCACCUUCGACACCCCCGAGGAGGCCGCCCUCGCCUACGACGGCGCCGCCAGGUCCCUCCGCGGCGCCAAGGCCAAGACCAACUUCCCCUCGCCGCCCUCUUCCCGCCUCUCUCUCGAUCUCAAUCUCCCCUCCGAUCACCACCGCUGGAUCGCCCCCACCGGCCGCCUCAUCAUCAACGACCUCCUCCACACCGCCGCCGUUUCCUCCAAUGCCGCCGCCGCCCCGCCCCCCGUCGGUGACGCUCCGGCCAAGUAUUUCGGGAUCGUGAGACGCGGCCUGCCCAUUGACCUGAACGAGCCGCCGCCGCUGUGGCUGUAGAGUUCCUAUUUUGGCGGCGCUAGGUAGCGUUUUCCUCGUGUUUUUUUUCUUCCGACAACUGAGAUUUUUCUGAGCUUGGUCGUAGAAUCAUGAUUAUGUUCGGAUUCGGAUGAAUUAUGUUAUUCGCCUGUGUAUAUUCUCUCCACCCUUAAUUUGAAUCUUUUUGAUCC